Spodoptera exigua (beet armyworm) is the source of this 762-nucleotide messenger RNA. The record is from the annotation of a GenBank genome assembly. Lineage: Eukaryota; Metazoa; Arthropoda; Insecta; Lepidoptera; Noctuidae.
AUGCUAUCGGCACCGCUCAUGGACACCGAAGGAGUUACAAGUGCUUUGCUGGCCUUUAGAGUGCAAUUCGUGAAAAAGCAGGAUGGUAAAGAAAUAGCUAUUUUCAAUCAUUACACUUUCUACUGUCGACAACAAACCCUUAAGACUGCAAGCUGGGUCUGUACGAACUCACACAGAUGCAAGGCGAGGAUAGUGAUGACUAAUGCAUUGGAGCCGUGGUCCCGAGUAAUGAAAUCCGCAAAACUUCAUCACACACAUCCACCCCCAACUUUCGUCAUCCACGAUGUACGGUGGGUAAAAAAGCGAGAUGGAAAAGAACUUGUUAUUUUCAACCAAUACACGUUUUAUAGUCACAUGAAAAGUAUGACUACUAUCAACUGGUCUUGUACUUCUGCUGGCUGUAAAUCUAGACUUAUUACUACCAAUGAAGAUAUGCCAUCGCAACGCUUCAAGUUCAUAAAAUCAGUAAACGGUCGGCCAUUGAUUUUGAUGGACAAUUACACGUACACUUUUGCUUCUGCAGCUCAUAAGAAAGGAACCAAACGGUGGAUAUGUACUUCGCGGUCCCAGAGAGACUGCAAGGCUAAGGUCAUAUUGAAUGGAGAUCAAGAAAUAGUGUUAGCUCAAACUGACCAUAAUCAUCUGCCUCCUCAAUACUUUUGCCUUAAUGGAGAGUACAUAAAGGUUCAUCACGCGGUAGUUCGUACAGAUUCUAAUGCUGAGAAAAUGCCCCCACCCAAUAAGAAAAGGAAUGAGCAUUAA